CGGGGACCGAGCCCGAAACCGGGGCUUGUGCCUUGACCGGGAAUCACGAGCGACCUCUCGGUGCACCCACCGAAUCGUUGUCUUUUUCGGGCAACGAUUGCCUUGAGCUGGAGAGUUCCAUGGCUGAGAGUGGGCCCCGGGCUCCGGACCUAGGCGCUCAGCUAGGAGUUUCCAGUUGUCUGGGAAAAUGCCAGAAGAGCUCACCAGAUGCUAGGAGGCGGCAGCCCUUUUCCGGAAAGUCCUUUUACUUGGAUCUGCCUGCUGGCAGGAAUCUCCAGUUUCUGACGGGGGCCAUCCAGCAGCUGGGGGGGGUAAUUGAGGGUUUUCUGAGCAAAGAAGUAAGUUACAUCGUGUCCAGCCGCAGGGAGGCGAAGGCAGAGAGCAGUGGGACAAGCCACAGAAGCUGCUCCAGCGAGGUUAGGAUGGAAACACCGUCCACAGCUGAUCCAAAAGGCAGCCAUACCAGGCCUUCACAGAAACCUGUAGACUUGGUACCUAUGAGCAGAGGGAAGGAGCUACUGCAGAAGGCCAUCAGAAACCAGGGGAGCAGCGGCGGAGGCGGCGGGAGCGGCGGCAGCCUCCUGACCAACGCCCGCUCCUGGGGAGUGAGGAUUCUGCAUGUGGACGAAAUGAUGAUGCACGUGCAGCAGCUCUCUCUAGAUGCUUUAUGUGUAAAGAAACAAGGGCCAAAGAAGCCAGAGGGAACAUGUCCAGCAGAGUCAAGAACACGGAAAGUGGCCAGACUAAAAGCACCAUUUCUCAAAAUUGAAGAUGAGAGCAGGAAGUUUCGUCCUUUCCACCAUCAGUUUAAAUCCUUUCCUGAAAUUUCUUUUCUGGGACCCAAAGACGCAAGUCCCUUUGAGGCCCCGACGACCCCGGGCAGCUCACACCGUACCAGAGAACCCAAGGACCGACAGCCAAGCCCAAGAUCAGCCACCCGCACGGUGCCCAGGAGGAAAAAAGGCUACUGCGAGUGCUGCCAGGAGGCCUUUGAGGAGCUCCAUGGGCAUCUCCGGAGUGCCCAGCACCAGAGCUUUGCCCUAGAAGCCCACCCAUAUGCAGAAGUCGAUCGAAUCAUCGCCCAGCUCAGCCACAGCUUCGCGGACAUCCCCUUCCAGGCCAGCCUCCCCAGGCAGCCAGGCUCCCCGGCUUUGGAUCGUGACCCUCUGUGUCCUGAGACUCUGCCUCCCAGCCAUCCCUCCUGUGACAGAUCAGCAUCUCCCAGGAUGAGGAAGGAAGAGGACCACCAGGCCCCAGGCAUCGCAGAACAGGAUGGGAUGGUGGGCUGCAGGAAGUCACCAACUGAACGUGUAGGGGCUGGUGAGAUUCCUGGACCAGUAGCAAGCUGCCAAGACCUGGGGAGGUUGGUUGAUGUCGUUGUGGACCCCCCAGAGACACUGCUGUCCAGAAGCCCUACUUGCCCCUGCCUCCUGACCAGCUCUGGUUUUGCGGACCUCUCCUCUGGCCCAGACCUGGCACUUGUUGGCCACAAGCGCAAGGUUCAGUUCCCCAGUGGCAAUUCUGAGAAGAGGCCAGGGGUCUCCUUUGUCCCAAGAGCACUCAGCCCCUGUAGCACCAGGACAACGGAUGGCAGGCAUGUCUUCUCCUUUCCCCUUCCAGGCCAUGAGUACAGGUCUCUGACCUCCCUCCUGCCUUUGUAUCACCCACAGACCAGCCUCUCCGUCCCAGACCCCUUCCCCUGGCAGCUUACAGACAGGCAAGCAGAGCUCUGGGCCACACAGCUCCCCUGGCCUGGUGGAGGAUAUUCCCCAGGAUCUGAGGAUUCUGAGUGUGCAGCCCCUGGCCCUGGCUCUCAAUAGACUGACCAGCUUCCCAGUUGCUCUGCAGCUCCUGGUCAGCUGUCAGCCCACCUGCACUCAGCUGCAGGCAUGUAACCCCAGGGGGACCUGCAGAGAGCCAGGCUACCUCUCUCCCCCACCCUCUGCCAGCCAGUGGGGGAGCCAGCCUCUCCCAGCCCCCUGCCUCCCUAUGUCCCAGCACCAGCAGCAAACUGCUCCUGUGAGUCCCCCAGGGCACGGAGCUCUUCAUAGGGCCAGACAGCUGACUCGAGGGCCAGGUACACAGAUACAAGUUAUACCUGUGCUGAGUGCUGCACACCCAGCCAGGGCAGACCAGAUACAUGGUGGAGCAGCACCCCAGGGCCUCUCCAAUAGAGCCAGAAGGAACCUGGGGCCUGGCCUUUGAAGUCCAAGUGAACAGCUGUGUUCAUGACCAAGCUCUGGGUGGACAGAUCCAGUCCUCCCGCCCACCUAGUGUCCAGGUAGAACUAAGAGAGGCUGGGCUUGGGGGCUGCCCUCUCCUACCCGUCCUUCCAGCCAUGUUCCUGACUGGGCAGUGAUCUGUGAUGGGCUUGUCCAGCCAUAGCCAGCUGCCCACUUGCCAGGAGGCAGAGGCAAGGUUGGCAUCAGAAAGCAUCACAAAAAACUGGAGCAGCAGGAACCCUGGCCUGGCUUCCUGUCCCUCCGCAGGCACUUGCCUCUGCAGAGCCCAGGGUUAGUGUUCCCCACCCCCACCUCCUUUCCCACAAGCAUGUGGCUCUCUCCUGCUUUCCGAAAUGCCUGUGUCUGUGUCCCCUCCCCCAGCACCCCACGCUGUGCACACAGAUCCUCAGGAACAUAUGAAGCAGAGGAGGGGCUCGGCUGCUGCGCUUACAGAGCUCCCUCCCUGCACUUAGUGUGGGCCCAGCACUGACCUUUCCCCUCAGCCCAGGAUGUGGCCAGAUCCCCCUCUGGGGAUAGAGCCCUGUCUGCUCUUCCCUGCCUCAGUCUAGGCUGCCCACCCGGGGUUCUGUACCAGGGUCCGUGGCUCACCUGCCAACUUCUCCAUCACCCUCUUUCCUCCCUCCCCAAGGACCUCCCCCCAUUUCUUUCAGCCAAGCCAUUAAUCUGGAGACCGAGAUGGGUUUGCUAUCGAUUCUUUAGCCACUUCUUUUUUAUUACAUUUUGUACUGUGGUUCUUCUCACUCUUCUCUGCCUCUGUGUGUUUGUCUCUUUAAAUGUUGAAGCUACCAGAAGCCUGGUGCUAUUCUGUUCUCAUUUUGGAGGAAGAAAGGGGGGCCUAGCUGCGGGUGAUGACCUGAGUUGUUAGUUUAGAAAUAGAGCAAGUGUGUGUACAACCCUCACAGAGGUCAUGUUUGGCCUUUUUAUGCCAUUCCUAUUAAAUUUUCACAAUUAAUCUUGGUUCAGGAACUGUAAAUAAAUUUGUUAAUAACAAAUAUCAAA
This is a messenger RNA of Miniopterus natalensis, 3242 nucleotides long. RefSeq names its product DBF4B-CDC7 kinase regulatory subunit (gene DBF4B). The record is from RefSeq and is a predicted model, not a curated record. NCBI's taxonomy places the organism in Eukaryota, Metazoa, Chordata, Mammalia, Chiroptera, Miniopteridae. Gene Ontology annotation, biological process: positive regulation of nuclear cell cycle DNA replication; regulation of cell cycle phase transition. Gene Ontology annotation, cellular component: Dbf4-dependent protein kinase complex. Gene Ontology annotation, molecular function: zinc ion binding; nucleic acid binding; protein serine/threonine kinase activator activity.